GCGCGCUCAGGCGUGGCGUGCGCCGUGACGCAGCCGGUCCGCUGCGCGAGGAAGUGGCGCUGUUGUUUGAGUGACGGGACCGUGUUUCUGUGUCUCGUGGCUCGAUCUGAGGAGGUUUACUGUGUCUCGAGUAAUGGCUGCUGAGGUGAAUGGCAGCUCCGGUCUGGUUAAAGAAGAAGAGGAGCCCAUGGAUGUGACGGUCACACACUCAGAGAACUACCAGGCGCUGCUGGACGCUGGUCUGCCACAGAAGGUGUCCGAGAGCCUGGACAACAUCUUCCAGACAGGGCUGGUGGCGUACGUGGAUCUGGACGAGCGGGCGCUGGACGCGCUGCGGGAGUUUAACGAGGAGGGAGCACUGUCAGUGCUGCAGCAGUUCAAGGAGUCCGACCUCUCACACGUGCAGAAUAAGAGCGCCUUCCUGUGCGGCGUGAUGAAGACGUACAGACAGAGAGAAAAGCAGGGAAAUAAAGUGCAGGAGUCUACGAAAGGCCCAGACGAGGUCAAGAUAAAGGCUCUGCUGGAGAGGACGGGAUACACUCUAGACGUCACCACAGGACAGAGGAAGUACGGCGGCCCUCCUCCAGAGGAAGUGUUCACCGGCCCCCAGCCCGGCAUCGGCACCGAGGUGUUCGUGGGGAAGAUCCCGAGGGACCUGUACGAGGACGAGCUGGUUCCUCUGUUUGAGAAGGCCGGCUCUAUCUGGGAUCUGAGGCUGAUGAUGGAUCCUCUGACCGGUCAGAACCGCGGCUACGCCUUCAUCACCUUCUGCAGCAAAGACGCCGCGCAGGAGGCGGUUAAACUGUGUGAUAACUACGAGAUCCGGUCGGGCAAAUAUCUGGGCGUCUGCAUCUCUGUGGCCAACAACCGUCUGUUCGUGGGGUCCAUCCCGAAGAACAAGACCCGUGAGAGUAUCCUGGAGGACUUCGGCAAAGUCACCGAGGGCCUGCAGGAGGUCAUCCUCUACACGCAGCCGGAUGAUAAGAGGAAGAACCGCGGCUUCUGUUUCCUGGAGUAUGAGGAUCAUAAGUCGGCGGCUCAGGCGCGGCGCAGGCUCAUGAGCGGGAAGGUGAAGGUUUGGGGGAACCCUGUGACCGUGGAGUGGGCCGACCCCGUGGCAGAGCCGGACCCCGAGGUCAUGGCCAAGGUGAAGGUGCUGUUUGUGCGUAAGCUGGCCGCUCCGGUCACAGAGGAGCUUCUGGAGAGCACUUUCUCUCAGUUCGGCAAACUGGAGCGUGUCAAGAAGCUGAAGGACUACGCCUUCGUUCACUUCGAGGAGCGAGACGCCGCAGUCAAGGCGAUGCAGGAGAUGAACGGGAAGGAGCUGGGGGGCGAGGAGAUCGAGAUCGUGCUGGCCAAACCUCCAGAUAAGAAGAGGAAAGAGCGACAAGCUGCGCGUCAGACCAGCAGAGGCUCCGGGUAUGAUGACUAUUAUUACUACCCUCCCCCCCGCAUGCCUCCUCCGGGGCGUGGCCGAGGCCGUGGGGGGCGGGGCGGAUACGCCUACCCUCCUGAUUACUACGGUUACGAGGAUUACUACGACGACUACUACGGUUACGAUUACCAUGACUACCGAGGCGGUUACGACGACCCCUACUACGCUUACGACGACGGCUACUCCAUGAGGGGGCGGGGCAGUGGGAGGAGCCGUGGAGCUCCGCCUCCCCCCAGAGCCCGCUCGGCUCCGCCCACCCGCGGCAGAGGCGGGUAUCCUCCGAGGGGUGGGGCUCCCAUGGGUGGGGGGCGUGGUCGUGGAGGGGGGCGUGGCGGGCCCUUCCAGGCUCCCAGGGGCCGCGGCAGCAGAGGUGCGCGGGGGAACCGCGGUGGUAACGUGGGCGGGAAGAGGAAGGCGGAUGUGUUCAACCAGCCAGACUCCAAACGCCGGCAGACCAACCAGCAGAACUGGGGCUCUCAGCCCAUCGCCCAGCAGCCCCUGGGCUCCGACUACAGCUCCGGAUACGGCUACAGCAACGACUCGCUCGAGUUCUCCCAGGACUCCUACGGCCAGCAGUGGAAGUAGACCAGACCCGCCCCCUCCUCACAAACAUGAUCCUGAUUGGCCGGCAGUGUUUGACUUUUCUAUCCUCCAAUAGCCCUGUAGAUUCUGUCCGUGGCCCCGGUGGGACGCUCGUCUUAAACAGACACAACACUUUUAUUCCCACAUCCUCCUCCUGCUUUUAAACUCCACCCAGAACAUUUUAAAGAAGACACUGAUACUUCCCAGCAAACGUGUGCGUGACACGAGGGACACUCAAUCAUGAAAGAAGUCGUCCUUACUCCAUUCUCAUCUCUCUCUCUCUCUCAUCAUCAUUCUAUCUCUCUAUCUCUCUCUCAUCAUCAUUCUAUCUCUCUGUCUCUCUCUCUC
This is a messenger RNA of Carassius auratus (goldfish), 2365 nucleotides long. Its product is annotated as heterogeneous nuclear ribonucleoprotein R-like. Gene Ontology annotation, molecular function: RNA binding. The coding region runs from base 134 to 2020 and encodes 628 amino acids. The transcript has 11 exons. The record is from RefSeq and is a predicted model, not a curated record. NCBI's taxonomy places the organism in Eukaryota, Metazoa, Chordata, Actinopteri, Cypriniformes, Cyprinidae.